GCGUGGGAAUUAAUCAUUUUGUUCCAUUUAUGUUUUACCUUGAAAUGAUUUACUUUAAAAGCAAAACAAUCCUUUGUUAAUAAUUGUCGGUAUAAUAAAAUAUGAAUGAAGAAAAUAAGAGAAAGACAGAAAGUAAUGCAGAGGUUACAGAUCCCAGUCAGAAUAAACUGGUAAAGAAUGGUGUUAUUCAGUGUUUCAUUCAUUCCUAUGAAAAAUAUAAUGCAUUAUCUGUUCUAAUAGCAGUAGUUUCCGUAAUUACUAUUGUUAUUAUAGCUGCAGAUGAGUGCAGACAGUGUUUUAUUAAAUUGAAAAGCGAACCUCAAUCUAAUAAAGAGACACACUUAAAAAAGUUUUGGGUUUAUGGGAAAAAUAUCCAAACUGGUUAUUUAAAGGAAGUAUUUACCAUUUUGGAACGAUUAGGUUAUGAAAACAAUCCAAAUGCAACAGAAUGGGACUUACUAUGGGCUCAUGAAUAUCCCUUCCGAAAAUUACAUUCACAAUUAAAUAAUUUAAAACCACAUCAAAAAGUGAACCAUUUUCCUGGAUGUGGCUAUAUAACAAACAAAGUUGACUUAGCCACAAGUGGCUUAAAAUAUAUUCCUCCGGCUUUUAAAUUGCCAGUGGAUAAGGAAAAAUUUUUAGAAUAUUCAAGUAAAUAUUCAAAUAUUUCAUUCGUACAAAAGAAUAAUGAUCAUAGGAAUAUCCAAAUUAGAAAAAUCAGUGACAUUGAUUUGGAUAAAGAAGGAACAUUCUUACAGGAAUAUGUUGAUAAACCAUUGUUAGUUAGUGGACAUAGGUUUGAUAUAGGAAUUUAUACAGUUAUAACUUCAGUAGAUCCCUUGAGGGUAUAUAUUUAUAACGGAGAUGCUAUUUUAAGAUUUUGCUCUGUGAAGUAUUAUCCUUUUGACUCUGAAAAUUUGAACAAAUAUGUAAUUGGUGAUGAUUAUUUACCUAUAUGGGAAGUACCUGCCCUGGAUUACUAUUAUAAUGUACUUGGUUUUAGUAUGAAAGAAAGUCUCAAUGCAUUUUUGAGAGCUCAAGGGAGAAAUCCAGAUGUUAUUUGGGAGCAAAUUGAAGAUGCAAUUGGUUCAGUGAUUUUGGCUAGAGAAUCUCUGAUAGUAGAUACCUUAAGAAGGUUUAAAUCAAAACGCAACUUUUUUGAAAUGAUGCGAAUGGAUUUUAUAAUUGAUGAGAACUUAAAUAUUUAUUUGCUUGAGGCUAAUAUGAGUCCCAAUUUGUCGAGUGCUCAUUUUCCUCCUAAUAAGCUGAUAUAUCAUCAAGUUUUGUAUAAUGUUCUAGGACUGGUGGGAGUGGCUGAAUAUAUUUCCAAAAAUUCACUAAAAACUAGGUCAAAAUCUGAAGAAGAAAUGAUAGUUUCAGAUAAAAAUAUAGCAACAUUUUCGAAAAUGUGUAACAGUAAUUUAUGCAGAACAAGUUGUGUUUCUCUUGAGUGUCAGUUAUGUAAACCUUGUUUAUCUUCAGAAACAAGGCAGUAUCUUGUACAAGCUUAUAAGGAACAUUUGCAUAUAGGAGACUGUAAAAGAGUAUUCCCUCCAUCCAUGGACCAAAAAGAAGCGUUUGAAAGUAUCAAUUUAGAUAAAUUUUCACCUGAGAAUCAAUUACAGUAUAGAUGGUUUCAAGGAAAAUGCCAGUUAGACCAAUCCUGGUGUUAAUUGAAACGAUUUUUUUCCUUAAUCUUACUCCUGGAGACGGUCUAGAUCAGCGGCUCCCUUUUUCCUAAAUGUCUGGCGUGUUUCCCUUUUACCGUUUGCCACGAGGGACGCCAAGUGAUGACACAGAUAUGAUUGCUUCUCCAUUGCGAAUUCUUAUUCUAUGCUUUACGUUGAUGUUCCACUUUCUAAUUUGUUUUGUUUGACCUAAGACGUACUUUGGAUACUUGCACUUUAUUUUAAUAAAAUACUGUAUUAUUUUCAA
Molecule: messenger RNA, 1935 nt
Organism: Anoplophora glabripennis (Asian longhorned beetle)
Lineage: Eukaryota; Metazoa; Arthropoda; Insecta; Coleoptera; Cerambycidae
Gene: TTLL15
Product: tubulin polyglutamylase TTLL4
Exons: 7
Coding region: 102-1673 (523 amino acids)
Biological process (GO): protein modification process
Source: RefSeq, a predicted model, not a curated record